UUUGGUUUUACGCACCAGACGCAGAUGCUUCAUCCAGUGGAAACCCGUCAGUUUUCAGCCCCGUGUAGGAGUUCACGGAGGAGGAUUUAAUUAUCUGUCAUUUUUGCACAGCAGAGCGGCACAAGCGGACAAACUGCCCAGAUCCUGCAGAGACUGGCUGCUGAUGCGCUAAAGAGAGGAGGUCAGCCAGACAUCAUGAGUGACCGAUUCGACUGCAAGAACUGCUACGAGUCCCUGUACGGACGCAAAUACAUCCAGGUGGAGGACAACCCUCACUGCAUCCCCUGCUACGACCGCCUGUAUGCCAACACCUGCCAGCAAUGUAAAGAAAUAAUAGGACACAAUGCCAAGGAGCUCUUCUACGAGGACAGACACUACCACGAGCACUGCUUCCGCUGUUUCCGCUGCGAGCGCUCUCUGGCAGACGAGCCCUUCACCAGCCAGACCGACGGGCUGGUGUGCAGCGACUGCUACUGCAAUGAGUUUUCUUCCAAGUGUGUGUCCUGUGACAAGAUAGUCAUGCCAGGAUCAAGGAUGCUGGAGUACAGCGGUUCCACGUGGCACGAGGACUGUUUUGUGUGUCACGGCUGUGAGAAGCCGAUCGGUGCCGAGGCCUUCAUCCCAGACAAAAACAACUACUACUGCGUGCCGUGCUACGAGGGCAGGGUUGCUCCUCAGUGCAGCCAGUGCAAAAAGGCUCUGACUAAAGGAGGGGUGACCUACAGGGACGAGGUCUGGCACAAAGAGUGUUUUCUCUGCACGGGCUGCAAAGUCCCGCUGGCCGGCUCACCCUUCACCUCGGAGGGGGGAUGCCCGUAUUGUGUCAAGUGCUUCAGCAGCCUCUACGCCAAAAAGUGUGCCGGCUGCAACACGGCCAUCACAGGUUUUGGAGACGGGAAGUACGUUUCUUUUGAGGACCGGCAGUGGCACCAGCCUUGCUUCAAGUGCUCGCGUUGCUCCGUGUCGCUGGUUGGCUCCGGCUUCUUCCCCGACCGCGACCUGAUCCUGUGUACAGACUGCAACAACGACGAGUGACCGCCGCUAAAACUACGCCUGCAGCAGCACCUCUGCACCCGACGCAGCGAAAAAAAAAUACCAAACACUGCUGACACACCAGCAGAGAAACUUCUAAACCUCAGCUGUGCACAUGAACACUGCGAUGUACUAACUCACUCUCAUCAGUGUAAAGCUGAUACAAAGCUCAGUAUUUACGAAAUUCUUUAUCAGCCUUCAGCACGUUGAAAUGUAUGUAUAAAUUCUGCAGAAAUGUCCUGUGAUGUUGUAUGACUUUGUUUUUUUUCUUUUAUUUUCUAAUGUUUUGCACAUCAUAUAGUUAAUAAAAUAUGCAAAAGAUAUUUGUAAACGUUUAAAUUAAGCUGGUUUGUUUGUUUGUCAGGAUGAUAAUUCACCAUGAAUGACACUUUUUAUAAAAACUUUGACCGCUAGACAGAUCCGAUGCAUUUUAUUUUAGCUAUUUGAACGCUUGUGUUCCUACUUUUUGGGACAUCAACUUCAUAUAUUCCACUAUGCAAAACUGCCUUUCUCUUUGACUCUUAAAUAAAGAGCCAUCCUAGAGAUCACACUGCUUCCUGUACGUUAACUUCUUUAUUAAGAGGAAGCUUUUCUUUUUAGGUACAAUAUACAGUAUAUAAAGAUAAUGCUUGCAGCAGUUAUAAAUUUCAAUAGAUCUCACUUUUUUUUGUGCAGCGACGUAACCUUCUGCUGUUUUCUUAGCAAUUAAAUAUGUCAAAGAAAGGCUUGAUGAUUGUGCGGGCCCCUGAGCCUGUUGAUUCUGUGUAUUGUGUGUUGUGUGUGUGUGUGUGUCUCGCAGGUCCUCGGCUGGGUGGAGCCGAGGUGCCGUUGAGCUAACUGGGAACACCUGGCCAGUGUUCCCAAGUUACUUAAAACUGCCUGCCCAGACACCACCGUUCACCGAGCUCGGGAUGUUUCUCUUGCGUUGCUUUCUUUUGUGCACUCUCAUACACCACUGAUCCUGAUUUUCACACCUCAUUGCAGUUAUUAUUGUUGUUUACUUUAAUAAAUUUCAGUUUGUCACUGCUAA
Molecule: messenger RNA, 2062 nt
Organism: Thunnus maccoyii (southern bluefin tuna)
Lineage: Eukaryota; Metazoa; Chordata; Actinopteri; Scombriformes; Scombridae
Gene: fhl3b
Product: four and a half LIM domains 3b
Exons: 6
Coding region: 196-1035 (279 amino acids)
Biological process (GO): actin cytoskeleton organization
Cellular component (GO): nucleus; stress fiber; Z disc
Molecular function (GO): transcription coregulator activity; actin binding
Source: RefSeq, a predicted model, not a curated record